CACAGUGUCUCUUGAUCGACACUGCCGUGAAUGACGGACGUCCUCUGUGACACGAAGUCUUGCGAGAAUAGUGAUAGUCGACAGGGCAGCGGAUGUGGCAUUUGUCCGGAUUUGAACUAGCUUUGCUGGCACGUAUACCCGACAUCAGCAGCGCGGUACUCACCCGGUUUCACUGCCCGGGCCGCCCACUACUAGCAGAGGGGCAACGAGCGAAGGCACGCAUGCGGCUUCGCCCACGGUGCUCGGCAGCCGACAGGAGGGCUACUCCAGCAAAGGACCUGAGGAUUGAGCGCACGGAUGCCCGGGGCGGUCGAUACUCCGGGGAGGACGGAUACGAGGACUGGCCAGGGACGAAGGAUAACGUAGCGGGGGGUCUUUGACGGCGAGGAGCAGAAAACGCGCGAUAGUUCGAACGUUCUCGCUGAGGCUCACUGCCGUCAGUGGAGGGGAACGAGGGUGUGCGACGCGCCCAAGACGCGCCUCGGACGAUUGUCGGAGACGGCGGGCGGACCGCCCUCGACGAGCUCAGUUGGC
Messenger RNA from Fomitopsis serialis, 534 nucleotides. RefSeq lists its product as uncharacterized. Lineage: Eukaryota; Fungi; Basidiomycota; Agaricomycetes; Polyporales; Fomitopsidaceae. The transcript has 7 exons. The annotation marks the transcript as partial. The record is from RefSeq and is a predicted model, not a curated record.